AUGACCCUGACGACGCGAUUAAUCAGUCUACACGGCGAAUACGCCAUGAAACUGAAAGACAUUCCGACUAUUUCGUCUUCUUUACAACUCAACUCACAACGGACCAUGAAGAAAAAGCUCAUUUCUUUUUCAACAACGAAAUGUCUCAUACGUACUUUAUCGCAUUUUGUUGUAGUAAAAGAAUUUAUUUCUCCACAUCAGUUUAACUCAGCUAGAUGUUUCCAUUGGUCCUCAAUGAAGCUAACACAGUUGAAACCCGAUGUUGAAUUUUAUCGUCGUACUCUUCCUUCAAGUUGCAUUUCUUUCUCUUCAGAGAGAGGGAAAUUGAUAUUUGCUGAAGCACUGGCAUCUGGUCACAUGAACUGUUAUUUUAAACUAGCCUCUCAUUUCCGUACCCAAGAUGAACCAGCCUUCUGCGGUCUGUCCACUCUGGUAAUGGUACUCACUGCUUUAGACAUUGAUCCUGGUGUCGUAUGGAAGCGACCCUGGCGAUGGUACCAUGAGAACAUGCUUGACUGUUGUAUUCCUUUGGAUGUUGUGAAGAAGAAUGGCAUCACUCUUGAACAAUUUACCUGCAUUGCUGAAUGCAAUUCUCUACAAACAAAUGUUGUACGCCCCAAACUUGUCAACAUGUCUGUGGAUCACUUCCGAGAGGUCAUUAAAACAUACACACAAUGCAGUAAUAUAUUUCUUGUGGCCACCUACUCACGGAGGAUCCUCAACCAAACAGGUGAUGGACAUUUCUCACCAAUUGCUGGUUAUCACCCAGAUCAAGAUUUAGUUCUCAUCAUGGACACUGCUCGCUUUAAGUACCCACCCCACUGGGUCAAGUUACCACAUCUUCUGGAAGCUAUGAAUGCCCCGGACAGGGAUACAGGUUUACCACGUGGUUACAUAAUGCUGAGCCAAAAAGCCAAUUCUAGUCCUCUUCUCUUAUUUCGAGUUUCUUCAACUCUCACCUUAAUGCUUCAUUCACAAUUGCCAGCAGAUAUUUUGCUGUUUUUAAAGAAAUGGCAAGAUUUAUUGAGAGAGAAAAUUGACACUGAACAGACUGAGGCAGCCAUUAUCAAUACCAUUCAAAAACUGUUGUCUCUCAUUUCUGACUUAAAUCCACAACAUAAACUUUUAGAGUUUCAUGUCUUGGAGCAAGACUGCCCUUGUGACUUGGUUGAUGAAUACAAAGAAUAUGGUUGUGCCAUGCAGAAAUUGCUGGAAGAAUUGGAAGCCACAAAAUUAUUUCUUCUUGUUAUGGAAAUUAUGAAACUAGAAAAAGAUGUUCAAGAGCAAACAUCAGAAUCAUUUUGCCACACCUGCCGAAAACUGUCAAAUUUAAACAACCUGCAAGGACACCCUACACACAUUGUGAAUGAUGUGCACUUGGUAACAAUGUUACUGUUCAGUUGGCCCUUCUGUUCCACAGCUGAGAGGAGAACGUUGGAUGCCUAUCCUUAUUUGCCUAUGAACAAAAUCCAGGAACAGAGACAGUCUCAGCAGCAGCAGAUCCAGCAACAUGAACGCAGUCAGCCUCAGGAAGCAGCAGAUCCAGCAACAGGAACGGGGAGUUUCAGCAACAGCAAGGGACACAGUCUCAGCAGUAGCAGAUCCAGCAACAGCAAAGGGGACAAUUCAAAAACAGGAACGGGGACAAUUCAGCAGCAGAUCCAACAACAUGAACCCGGUCAGCCUCAGGCAGCAGCAGAUCCUGCAACAGGAACGGAGACAGUCUCAGCAACAGCAGAUCCAGUAACAGCAACGGGGACAGUCUCAGAAAACAGCAGAUCCAGCAACAGAAACGUGAGCAAUUUGCCAAAGCAAGAGAUCAAGCAACAGGAACGGGGACAUUCUCAGCAGCAGCAGAUCCAGCAACAAGAACGGGGAGAGUCUCAGCAACAGCAGAUCCAGUAG
Molecule: messenger RNA, 1905 nt
Organism: Acanthosepion pharaonis
Lineage: Eukaryota; Metazoa; Mollusca; Cephalopoda; Sepiida; Sepiidae
Source: the annotation of a GenBank genome assembly